Molecule: messenger RNA, 1152 nt
Organism: Helianthus annuus (common sunflower)
Lineage: Eukaryota; Viridiplantae; Streptophyta; Magnoliopsida; Asterales; Asteraceae
Exons: 5
Coding region: 1-1152 (383 amino acids)
Source: RefSeq, a predicted model, not a curated record
AUGAAUGUUUUAUUGUAUACAUUAUCAUUUAAAAUACCCGGCCUACGGACGGGUUCUCAACUAGUUAUACAUGUUGACGACUCUGUGAAUCCCGUAAGAGAUUUGGAAGUUAUAACUGCAGAAUUACGGCUGAAGUUAUUAUCAUCUUCAAUACUGUUCAAGCUUUGUGUCUCCAUUGAUACUGAGUUCAAAAGAAUGAAAAGCCUGGAACAGAUUUUGUUGGCGGUUGAUGCGUGUCAUCGGAGCUCGAUUAUUCAUCGGGAUUUGAAGUUGAGAUUAAGAGUUGGUUGUCAGGAAGCAGAUUUGAAAGAAAUAAAGGAAUUUGGAGAAUGGAUUUUAAAGCUUGGUGAUGGUCUGCUUGGUGAAGAAAAUGAUGGUGAGAUAGAUAUUGAAAUACCAGAUGAUUUACUUAUUCAUGACCAAGUAAAUCCUAUUUCUUCUCUCAUUUCAUUUACAUAUCCGGACAUGAAUAAGUUUUUGUGGGAUUUAACGUAUUUCCAACAAAGAGCGAUUCUUGCUCCAACUAAUGAAGUAGUGGAUUCAAUAAAUAAAGAGUUGUUAGAGAGUCUGCCUAGUGAAGAAAAUGUUUAUUUUAGUUCAGAUAGUUUAUGCCAAUCUGAGGAAGAUUCAGAGCUUAAUAUGGCAUUGUUUCCUCCUGAUGUGUUAAACAUACUUCGUUUAUCUGGUUUACCUAACCAUAAAUUAGUACUGAAACUUGGUGCUCCAGUGAUGUUACUCGGAAACAUUGAUCAGGCAAAUGGAUUGUGUAACGGUACACGUUUACAAGUCACGAGGCUCGGAAAAGUUGUGAUUGAAGCAAAAAUUAUCACAAGGACUAAUAUAGGUCAUCAUACUUUGAUUUCAAGACUGAAGAUGACACCUUCUGAUAAAAGAAUACCAGUGAAGAUUUCUCGAAGACAAUUCCCACUUUCACUGUGUUUUGCUAUGACAAUAAAUAAAAGUCAAGGACAAUCAUUGGAGCGUGUUGGUUUAUAUCUUCCACGUCCAGUGUUUAGUCAUGGCCAGCUCUAUGUUGCUGUAUCUAGAGUAAAAAGUAGGAAGGGGUUGAAAGUUUUGAUUUGUGAUAAAGAGAAACGAGUUUGUAUAACCACUACUAACAUGGUUUACAAAGAAGUUUUACAAAAUCUAUGA